Paramuricea clavata is the source of this 2769-nucleotide messenger RNA. NCBI's taxonomy places the organism in Eukaryota, Metazoa, Cnidaria, Anthozoa, Malacalcyonacea, Plexauridae. The record is from the annotation of a GenBank genome assembly.
AUGGGGAGAACAAAAUUUUGGCUCUCACGCUAUAACACCUCUACCAUUGACACUCAUGUAAAACGUGUACACAGUGGGAUAGUGGACGUUUUUAGAGAUGAUGACCCACAAGCAACUGAUGCAGCCAGGGAAUAUAGAAGACUUGAAAGGUAACGUCAAUCUGGAUAUACAUGUUGCGAACUCUCAUGUUUUUAAAACUAUUUCAUAAUUGUGCGAUGUACUUCAAAUUCACAUUAUUUUCAACUGCUUAACAACAUUUAAAAAAAAUUAUAUUUAGUACUGGCGCUCUCCAUACAGCUUUGUUGUCAAAGACCUUGCCUCUCCAGAAGAAGACACAGGUUGAAAAAAUAGGAAAGCAUGAUAACGAAAGCCAUAAUGAUGAAAAGAGUACAGCAACCUCUUCUGGAAGUAACACCAAAUUACAAAGUUCUAUCGAAAACUGUGUAAAGAGUGCCCAAAUAGGCAGCCCGUUAAACAUAACAAAAACCGAUUUGGGAUCUCUAGCUAAAUUGGUCACAGAGAAUGUCUGUAAGAAUCUGACACAAGAAAAAACAAUGAGUAGGGACUAUCGAGAAUGUGCACCGGGGUCAAAAGCAGAAAAUAUCAACCAGCUUUUAUUUCUUGAGAAGGAUAUUGAAUUGGUUAAAGAAGGAGAAUCCUGCCUAAUUCGUUGUAAAAUAUGUAAAGAAUUUUUAGACUCUUCAAGUACUUCCUGCAACAUUUUAGCAGGGAAAAUUCGUGGAUCGCUGAGUAAAGGUUUAGAUUUAAAAAAAACUUUACCUCUGCAUGAAGAAGGGCACAAUGAAAGUUGGUUUAGGUUGAAGAAUAGGGCAAUUUCCCAUUUAUACUCCAGAGAAAACAAAACCCAUGUAGAUGCUUUGACCUGGUGGCACCAAACUCGUUCUGUAAGGAAACAAGAGAAACGUGUUGUUGAAAAUCUGGUAAGAACCGCUCUUGGCAUCGUUAAAAAGAAAUCUGCCGGUCAGGGGUGGAAAAAAUAUUUUUCUUUCUGGGAACCUGGGUCAAAGGCUAGAAAUGUUCUGUAAAAUUUGUAAUGUUACAAUUACAAAAAUAACAAAACAAAUGCAUAAUUAUUGUAUUAUAUUUGUGGUGUUACUCUGAGUGCAUAUCCACACCGGGCGAGCUUGAAAAAUAUGCCCGGCCACGGUGGGAUUCGAACCUACGACCUUUGGAAUACUAGCCCAAUGCUCUUCCAACUGAGCUACGCGGAGUACACUACACCAACACAGAAAAAAAUCAUAUUACUAGAAUACAUUGGUAUUGAAGGAACUAGAUUCUGUUCUGAAAUAUCACUUACUCGAACCGUCCUGACCGCGUAGCUCAGUUGGAGUACACUACACCAACACAGAAAAAAAUCAUAUUACUAGAAUACAUUGGUAUUGAAGGAACUAGAUUCUGUUCUGAAAUAUCACUUACUCGAACCGUCCUGACCGCGUAGCUCAGUUGGAAGUACACUACACCAACACAGAAAAAAAUCAUAUUACUAGAAUACAUUGGUAUUGAAGAGCAUUGGGCUAGUAUUCCAAAGGUCGUAGGUUCGAAUCCCACCGUGGCCGGGCAUAUUUUUCAAGCUCGCCUGGUGUGGAUAUGCACUCAGAGUAACACCACAAAUAUCAUAUUCACCUGAGUACACUACACCAACACAGAAAAAAUUAUUGUAUUAUUUGUACUUUAGUAAUAAUGGGCUUUAGGCUGGUUUUCGUACGCUUGUACAUCACAAUAGUUGUCUGUUAUAUACCACAGGUUAUGAGUUAUGACCAACUAGUAAGGAUCUUGAUUUUUUCUGUGUUGGUGUUAUGUAAUAAGGUGAAUAUGAUGUUUGUGAUGUUAUUCUGAGUGUAUAUCCACACCAGGCAAACUUGAAAAAUAUGCCUGGCCAUGGUGGGAAUCAAACUUAUAUGACCUUUGGAAUACUAGAUUACAUUGAUGUCGAAGGAACUAAACUCAGUUCCGAAAUAUCACAUAUUCGAACUGACCUGAUCGCGUAGCUCAGCUGGCAGAACAUCAUAGUAAGGAUCUAACGCAUGUCCUAUCAUCUUAUUUAUUCCGUCACUUUUAUUUGUUUACUAUUUAAUUUGCAGAGUAUAUAUUUACCAUUUUACCAGUCAUUGUGAUGACAGGGUGGGUAAAAGAAUUAAUUUCUGUCAAAUAUUUAAAAGCUGCUGAUGUUAGCGUGUACAGUAUAAAUAAAGUAGAAUAGUUGUAACUUGUAAGUUGAGUAAACAAGGUUAUCUCAAAAUGUUGAAAUAUUUUCUGGAAAAUUUUCUGCAAAACUCUCAACUCAAAAAAAUUUCUGGGAACCAGGUUCCCAGGUUCCGAUACUUUUUCCACGCCUGCUGCCGGUAUGCAUUACGAGACAGCUAUUGCAGAACUUUUUCUGCCGGGGCUGGCGUUGGAGAUUUUGGGCACGGAAGAAAACAGUUCAAUGAUAUUAUAAAAGUUGCUUGUGCAUAUAUCGAUCAGGAAUUGAAGAGGUUCCUUCUAGCACCACUUCCCAACACAGGAAUGCCACCACAUGUGUACAUUACUGCUGAUAAAAGCACGAACCAUUGGCUACAAAAUCAAAUAACAGUGAUUGUUGCAGUAGUGGAAGGGAAAAGAAAACCUAUUCCUCUCUCACCAAAGCCAGUAUACACCAACGCAGAAGGGACAGGGGGUAAUGCAACUGAACUUGCUGAGAAAAUAUAUGAAGAUAUAGAGGAACAUACUGGAAUCAGCAAAGAUUCUGAGCAGCUACUUCAAAUUUAA